AAAAGAGGUCUCCCCAAAAUAACCGUGUUUUUAUGGCACCCGGCUUUUACAUAUUUUCGCGUCAGAUGGAGGCUAUUGUUUAAAUAUACUAAACCAUCUGUUAAUUUCAUAAAUGGGUAUUUCUUCACAGGUAAAAAUUUCCUUGUUGAAAUAAAGACAGGACUGCCUUGGGAUAACGAUUUUCUUUUUGUGUCAAAUAACAAUUAUCAAUCCACCAGAAGAGAUAUAGAGCUUAAGGUGCUUAAUGUGUACGAAGACGAUAAAGACUUUCGUGGAGCGUUCUUUAGUAAAUUCAGUUCUUCAAAGGAGCCUGAAGGAGUGAAAGCUUACUUUAUCUUGCGAUUCAGAGCUGCAGACACAUUCCUCGGAAAAUUGCUGGAUAAACUUGGAGAGGGAAAGAUUGCUGCGGCAGGUUGCUACGAAGAUGUCACUCAAUGUCCCAGCAACUGUCCAUCAACCUGUGUUCCCCUGUGUCUAGCUUCCUGUUGCCAGCCUUUUUAUCAGCCUGUGCCGGCACCCAUGCCUGCUACACCACCUCAACCGGUAACAGCAGUCGUUCCAAGCCCUCAGGUCUACCAACCACCAGCACAACAGUGGAAUAAUCAAUUCCCCGUCCAAGCCACAAACCCCCCUGCACCAGCUGCCUCUUCUCAGUUUCCAAUGUCUCAGCCCAUGAGUUGGCCUGGUUCCCAGUGCGCCUCGGGUUGCUCUCCUAAUUGUGAGCCAAGUUGCUCACCGACAUGUUGCCGAUUUUUCAACUCAAAGCGGACAAAAACAAAUAUUAAAUCAAUUCUGAAGAAAAAGCCUCUGGAAGAGGAAAAACAUUCUGCACUUGUAAUGACCGGUUAUAAUAUACCUUUUUUCAGUUCUUCAAAGGAGCCUGAAGGAGUGAAAGCUUACUUUAUCUUGCGAUUCAGAGCUGCAGACACAUUCCUCGGAAAAUUGCUGGAUAAACUUGGAGAGGGAAAGAUUGCUGCGGCAGGUUGCUACGAAGAUGUCACUCAAUGUCCCAGCAACUGUCCAUCAACCUGUGUUCCCCUGUGUCUAGCUUCCUGUUGCCAGCCUUUUUAUCAGCCUGUGCCGGCACCCAUGCCUGCUACACCACCUCAACCGGUAACAGCAGUCGUUCCAAGCCCUCAGGUCUACCAACCACCAGCACAACAGUGGAAUAAUCAAUUCCCCGUCCAAGCCACAAACCCCCCUGCACCAGCUGCCUCUUCUCAGUUUCCAAUGUCUCAGCCCAUGAGUUGGCCUGGUUCCCAGUGCGCCUCGGGUUGCUCUCCUAAUUGUGAGCCAAGUUGCUCACCGACAUGUUGCCGAUUUUUCAACUCAAAGCGGACAAAAACAAAUAUUAAAUCAAUUCUGAAGAAAAAGCCUCUGGAAGAGGAAAAACAUUAACUGGACAAGAAAUCAUAAGAAACUUGACUGAACACGUACCUUCCGGCGAAAUGCAGGCCUCAUAAAACGAAGCAAAGGAAUAGUAGAAAGGGAUUUCAAGUAGGAUUUUAAACUAUGUAUUAUUCCAAAGGUCAAUGCAUUCUUAUCGGCUCAAGCUCGAGUUGACGCCGUCCGUCAAAUCUCUUUUACCUAACUCGAGGCAAGUUUUUGUUCUUUCCGUUUAUUAUAACUUCGCAACCUGAUGAUUUCUUGAAAGAUUGUUAAAUACUUCUUAAGGAUAAUGUAGAAACUUUUAAGUGUAAAACCAGCCUUGGCAAGAUAAAUAUAAUGCUUAUGUAAUAUUUCAAGGCAUGGAACUCUAGGUAAUGUCUAUAAUUGAAAGAUUUGCCACUUCUGAC
This is a messenger RNA of Orbicella faveolata, 1796 nucleotides long. RefSeq lists its product as uncharacterized. Lineage: Eukaryota; Metazoa; Cnidaria; Anthozoa; Scleractinia; Merulinidae. The record is from RefSeq and is a predicted model, not a curated record.